Leptopilina boulardi is the source of this 9200-nucleotide messenger RNA. Its product is annotated as zinc finger protein with KRAB and SCAN domains 8-like. NCBI's taxonomy places the organism in Eukaryota, Metazoa, Arthropoda, Insecta, Hymenoptera, Figitidae. Gene Ontology annotation, molecular function: RNA polymerase II cis-regulatory region sequence-specific DNA binding; DNA-binding transcription factor activity, RNA polymerase II-specific. Gene Ontology annotation, biological process: regulation of transcription by RNA polymerase II. The transcript has 7 exons. Bases 1 to 1218 code for a protein of 405 amino acids. The record is from RefSeq and is a predicted model, not a curated record.
AUGUACAUCGUCUAUGGAUGCAGAUGCAAACCAAAUGGUGUUGCGAACCACAAGUGGAAGAUAUUUCUUGGUGACACAACAGAGUGGACUAUACUCCAUACGGUCAGCUCGUUAGUGGGCUGCAUGUGGACUUGUCAUACAUCGGGAGUACGUGCUCAACCACCCGGCAUCCGAUGUCAUAAACUUGCUCCUCUCGUGUGCGCCUCACGACUCGAAAGUUUGCCACUCUUUUCAUGCGCUCAUCAAGCAAUGGAAGUCAUGGGUCACGCGGAGGAGAGCGAGCUCUCGAGCAAGCGGUGGGCCAGUGCGCCCCGCCGCUCGGACAGCCCCUGCAUCCUGGGGACUCCAACGUCAAGGGAGGCGGCGGGACCGCCGGUACAACUUGAGCCUGUGGAUCUGUCCGUGAAAACUCCCGUCGUGUUGCAGGUGCCAAGGUACAGUCCAGCAGCAUUAAUUACCAAGAGAGUUACAUCGCCAUCGACGACGCCCACACCACCAUCACCAUUAUGCAUCUCCACCGUAUCUUCAGCUCUGCCAUUGGCAGAUAUCGUUCGCGAACGAGAUCAAGAUCGAGAAAGGGAGCGAGAUCGAGAGCGAGAUAGAGAUCAAACGCGAAACGAGAGAGAGCGAGAGUGCGAGAGAGACAGGCAACAUGACAGAGAUCGAACUGCACGAGUGAGAGACUCGCGGGAUCGGGAGAAAGAACGAGAGAGACGCGAAAGGGAGAGAGAAAGGGAGGUAUCAGUUUUCGUCAUGGAACCACCUGAUCCUGUAUUUGUCUCAUCGUCAGCGGCACUUCUUGCAUUGCAAAGGAUAAAGGAAGCUUCUGAUGUUUUUCAUAAACGACCCGCUGGAAUUGUUUGUAAUCAAGGCCUUGGUGGAAGGGGUAAUGGCGGUGUUGGUGGUAAUGGAGCCAGUUUGGGUGUUGACAGUGAAUGUGGAGAUGCGUUAAAACGACGCAAAGUGCACAGAUGUGACGUUGCAGGAUGUGACAAAGUUUACACAAAAAGUUCACAUCUCAAGGCUCACAAAAGAACUCAUACUGGCGAAAAGCCGUAUCAGUGCACGUGGGAAGGAUGUACGUGGAAAUUUGCUCGCUCGGACGAGCUAACGCGGCAUUAUCGCAAGCACACUGGACAGAAACCGUUCAAGUGCCAUCUUUGCCAACGAUCUUUUUCGCGUAGCGAUCAUUUGUCCCUUCACAUGAAGAGGCAUUGAUGAUGGUUUAUUCGACUAGUAGCAGUCUACUGAUUCAACAUGCGCCGACGCUGAUGAAUACAUUCGGGACCUGAUGAAAAAUCUCCUCUCACUGACCAGAAAGAAAUUUUUUUUUUUUUUUCCCCACAACUGCAAAUACUCUGGUUCAUCUAUUUUUUUGGGAGGAGAGAAUCUAGCAAAAGAAAAUAAUAAUAAAAACGUUCACUAGGUUUAGAGUUUAUUAUAAUAUGCAAGAAAAAAAAAAGAAGAGAGUUAUUAAUUUUGAUUGUUGUGAGGAUUGCGCGAACCCUUAGUAAGAAAAAAAAAAAAGAAAAAACUGUUUCUAAUGCUGCGAGAGGACCUUCGAUCACGUUUUCACUGAAUAAAUAUUAGAAGAAGAAAAUUGGUUCCUCAGUGGUGUCGCGAGGAAAAUCGAGAUCACAAAUACAGAAAAAAAUUCGAAAUACAAAUAUUGAAUUCAAAAUCCUUAUUAUUAUCAUUCCAUCAAAGAAUUGUUUUUAUUCUGAAAAUUUCAAUUUUUCUAAACAUCAAUUUAAUUCUCUAAUUUUGAAAAUAUUAAAAAAUUAAUAAUUUGUAACUAAGAAAUUUUUUUUGUUUUUUGAUUUAAAAAAAUUACGUCUGUGAUAAGGCUACCUCCUCAAAAAAAAAAUAUAUAUAUAUAUAGCAUAUACCCACUGGGAAAUCGAUUCUCUCUUACAGAAAUCAUUAAUCAACAACUUUCUAUCUAUACUUAUCAAAAUAUGUGCACAUAAAUUGAUUGAUGAUUAUCUGCUAUAUAUUUUAAAAUGUAUAUAAAUAUUUUUCACAAUAUCGGCCGUCUAAUGAAAAAAAAAAAAAAAUAUCGAAGGUCGCGAAGCGUUCUCGAAGUGCCUUUCGAAAAUUGUGCGUCCCCCUUUCCCCCCCCCCUUAAAAAAAGCUUAACUUUCAAAUCGUAGCGAACAAUUUGGUUGUUGUCGACGAUGUAAAAAAAAAAAAUUAGCUGUGAUGCAUUUUCUAAAUUUAGCUAUUAAUAUUUAUAAAAAAAAAAAAUAAAUUUUAAGGGAGAAUGAAAAUUUGUUAACUAAUUACUAUUUCUGAUCGCUCGUCUCAACUAAAAAGUUCGUUAGAUAACUUUUUUUUUUUUUUUAAAUAUUCAUAAAGCGUCCAAGACUCAUCUAGAAAAUUUGUGAUCUGCUCUAAUAUAAAUGAGCAGAACUUGCUGCGGGUUCAGCAUGAUUCAAUUUUUUUUUUUUUUUUUUUUUGAAGGAGCAUUAUUAUUAUAAUUUCUGUUUUCUAGCCAAUUUUUUUAAUUUGUUGAAAUUCCAAUUUAUUUAAUAUUUUUUAAAUAAGGCCAGCUCAACUAGUCUAGAGCACAUUAUUAUUAUAAUUAUAAAUAUAUAUAUAUAUAUUGUGAAAAAAAUAGAGCCAGUACAGUAAAUUUUAAAGGUAGAUUUUAAUGGGUAUAAUUAUUAUUAUUAUAAGUGAUAAAAUGAUAAAUAGAACUCCGAAUAACGGAGCUUGGGACUUAGCAUGCUCAGUUAAAUAAAAAAAAAUCGUGAUGGUCAAACAUUUUCAAAUAAUCUUUGAUAGCAUAAAGAAGAAAAAAAAAAAUAUUCAAAGUGCACAAAGAAUUUUGCGUUUUGAAAAAAAGGACAAUCAUUGAUGAUCCGCAUUGAUGAAAUUAGAUAUUCUAAAAAAAAAUUCAGUAUUAUACAAAUGUUACAUUAUAAAAUAAUGUACAUUUAAAAAAUUCUUUCCUUUUUUUUUGUGUGUGGCGAUAAAAAUAUGUUUUCCUCUUUUUUCUCCUUUCUUUUAUAAUAAUAAUUUUUUAAAAAAAAAUUAGGAAAAUUUCUAUAUAGGACUUUAUUGAUGCCAGUUUAUUGAAGAAUCUAUCAUACUAUUAUAUACGUCUUAUAUCGUUUCUAAUAUAUAUAUAUAGCCUAAAAAGGUGCCAAAGUCGAAGGUGCAAUCACAAAAAAAAAUGUUCAUUGUAUUUUCUCUCUAAAUCUUAAUAAAAUUAAUCAUUUUUUCAAAAAAAAUUAGAUUUAUAAGAAAAAGAACAUAAAAAUUAGAAAAAAAUUUUUUGAAUAUUAAAUUAUUAUCAAUAAUAUUAAUUUUUUAUUAAAUUAUAAAUUUAUUAUUACUAAAUAAAAAAAUUAUUUUAUCGAUUCUCGACGAUUUAGAGAAAUAAUUUACAAAGCAAAAUAUUGUCUUUGCACCUUUUUUGCUGAUUAGGGAAAAAAAAAAAUUUAGAUAUAUAUUACCUAUGGACUCAAUUUUAUCAGAAAUUUUUCGAAAAUUAAGAAAACUAUAUAGCUUUACUAUUAUUUUUUUUUGGGGGGGUUUUUUGUUUUAGCGCUAAACAUACUGCACAUAUGUAAAUAUAACAAACAAGUAUGUUAUGUACAAAAGCUUACUAUUUUUAAUUUAAAAAAAAAAUAAAAAAAAAAAAUUGUUCCACCAAAAUGGUUUAAAGGAAAAUCAACAAAUUAAUAUAUUUUUCAUGUAUAUUUAUUUGUAAAUCAGAGUUUUUAUUUUAUUAGAUUAAUGACGAUAUAAUAAUUAUGAGCAGAACAAUCGCUUAUUAUUUUAAACCGUUUUUUUAAAAAUAUAUUUACCGAAUUGAUUUUAAAAAUUAAAAUAAUGAAUUAAUUAAUUCAUAAAAUAAAAUUCAAAUAUAAUUUUCGACUAAAUUCCUACUAUAGAUUGAAAUGAAUUUUUAAAAUAAAUUUUAAAACAAAUUGCGCUGUUAAAUUUUGAAGACUAGUUAAUUAAUUUAAAAUAAAUUUAAUAUUAAUUAAAGAAUAAAUAAUAAUUUAAAAAAAAAAACUUGACAAAAAAUAAUUUUAGAUAAUAAUUUCCAAUACUAAAAUUGCAUAUAAGCUAACUUAUUCACUGUGCUGUGAACGAUUCUUCGAACGAGCAAUUGUGAAAAGAAUUUAAAAAAUUCAUAGUAAAGAUUUUUUUUUUACUUUUAAGUUAUUAUUUAAAAAAAAAAAUUGUCAUGAAAUGCCAGUUUGUACCAGAGCCAGUUUUAUCAUUAUAUUUCAUAUAUAUGUGUAUAAAUUAAACUCGAAAAAUGCGGUAAAAUAUUAUAAUUACGUGUAGUGCCUUCUAAUUUUAAGAUGAAAAAAAAAAAAAAAAUGGGCGUUAUGUUAGAUUUUAAGUCUGUUGCUAGUGCCUUAAGAAUUUAUAAAAUCAUCAAGUUGGCCACACUUUUUUUUUUUUUCUUAAAUUAUUUUCAGAAAUAUAGAAAUUUUUUUUGUUUUUGAUUUUCAAUAUUUUUGAAAUUUAAAACAAAAAUGCUUAGCAAAUUUUUGAGAAUUAAAAAAUCCAAUUGGAAAAUGCUUGUUUUGGACAAAUAGAGAAAAUAAAAUAAUUUUACAAAAACUUUUUUCAACAUUUUUUUUUUCCAAAACUAUAUCUAUAAAGAAAUAAUUUGGUUUUUGAUGAAAAAAAAAAGAAAAUAUAUAAAAAUAAUUUUUCGUAAGGGUUGUUAGUCAAAAAUUAAAUUUUGUUAAAAUUUUACUAAACUGUUACUUUUUAUCAUAAUAUUUUAUGAAACGGUGAAUAAACAAAAUUAAUAAUAAAUUAAUAAUAUUGAAAAUUCUAGUGUAAAAUAUAAAAAAAUUUCUUUAAGAAAAAAUAUUGCAAAAAUUAAAUUUCCGAUUUUUUAUUUAAAAAAAUAUUUUUUUUUAUUUACGAGUUUUACGAGUUUGGAAAAAAGUAUAAUGACAAUUUUGUUAACUUGUUUUUUUUUAUUAAAAAAGAAAUUUCAUUUUUAAAAACGUAUAGAAAUACGAAAAAAGGAGCGUCAUGCUUUAUAAAAAAAAAAAAUAUAUAAUUUUUUUUUUUUUUUUUUUGAAAGGCUCCACCCAGAAAAAUUAGCAUUUCAAGUGCCUUAAGAGACUUUAAUAAAAAAAAAAUGGCGACGAGAUUGAUGCAAAACCAAUAGAAAAUAAAGAUGACAAAAAAUGCAAUUUUUGUAUUAUAAACAAUUGUUGUCAUCUUGAUUCUCUAAUGGUUAAGUACAUUUAUAUAUAUAUAUUAUGCACUUGUAUCGCGCACAAUAGAUGUAUAAUGAUCCGUCAUAUCUUUGAAAAUAUAUAUAUAUAUAUUAUAAGUGUACAGAAAAAAUUUUCUAGGGAAUUUUUGCAAUAUUAAUUCACACGCUUCAAUGUCUCCGACUUGACAUUGAAAUUUUCAAUUAAAUAAUAAGCAAUAAUAACUUAAGCAAAUCAUCUCGCGAAUUAAUUACAAAAUUUUCUUUACAAAAUAAUUUUUUUUAAAAAAUGCUCGUUUCGGCGAAUCGUUGUUUCGUAUAUAUAUAUAUAUUUGCCUAAUAAUUUUCGACUUAUUUCAAAUUAUAAGAGGAUUCACAUAAUAUAUAUAUAUAUAUAUAUAUAUAUAUAUAUAUAUAUAUGUGUAAAAAAAAUAAAAUACAUAUAUAUGUAAAAGACUCAGUCUAGUUGAAUAAAUUAGCAAUUGAAACGAAAAUUGAAUUCGUUCUAGAAUUCAAGACAAAGCGAAAGAAUUCUUUAAUAAAAGAUGAUAUGAUUCUUUUUUUUAAGAGAAUUUAAAAAAAUAAAUAAAAUGAAAAAAAAAAUCCACAAAUCUGCAGUAAAAAAAAAAAAAAAAAGAACACUACUGAAGCAUUGCAAAAAUCUCUAGGGCCAGUAUUUGUACCAAUCCUAUUUAUAUAUAAAGCACAUAUAUAUAUAGAUUAUUGUAUCUUAUUAAACUGCGAUCAAGCUCAAAUGCUGAGACACAAACAUUUUUUUUUGUGCUUUCCUAUACCUACAUUAAAAAUGAUCAUUCAAUAUGCAAUAUUCAUUAUUUCCUCUACACUCAGAGAAAUGGUAUAUUUGUCUCCGAGCCUACUAAUUCAUUUAUUUGUUGCAAAUAUAUUUCAUUUCAUUGAAAUAAAAAAAUUUAUUUGAGUCAAAGAAAAAUUUAUUUCUGACAAAUAAAAUUUUUAUUUACGCCAAAUAAAUUAGUUAGUAGUCUCUGAGAUAAAUAUACGUUUAUUUAACUCAAAUAUAUUUUAUUUGGUUCAAAUAAAUCAUUUCUCUGGAUGUAUAUUGAGGGAAAAAAGCACAUUUAGCAUUUUUCAUAUAUCUGUUCUUUACUGGGAAUAACAAUAGUAGUGGGUUAGAUGUGGAUACUGAAGUAUGCGGGAUAUUAUGUCUUUUAAAUAAUUAAGUAUAAGGUGACUAAAAAAAAAUAUUUCCUUCACAUCUGCUUUUAUUUAAUUUACACAUUGCUCUCAAAAAAUUUUUUCAACUGAUUUGUAAUACACAAAUUUUUCAAAAAAAAAAAAAAAAAAAAAAAAAACAUUACAAAAUUUAUUAUUGAUAAAUUAUUAAUAAAGCAGUAAAUGACUACUUAAUAAUAAAAAAAAAAAAAGUUACACCCAGAGUAAUUUUUUAUUUGAACUAAAUAUAAUAUAUUUGAGUUAAAUAAAUGUAUAUUUGUCUCGCCUAUUUAUUUGGCGUAAAUCAAAUUUUUUAUUUAAAUCAAAUAAAAAUUUAUUUCAAUCAAAUAAAUAUUUAUUAGCCUGUGAGACAAAUAUAUAAUUUCUCUAGGUGUAAUAAAUUAAUUAUUUAAAUAAUUAGUUAAUAAAGUAGCUAAUUAUAAGUAAUUAAUUAUAAUUUAUAAAUAUAUUUGAAAAAAAAUUAAAUAAAAGAGGAAAAUAAGUAAAGGAAAAUAUUUUUAAGUCACCCUUGUUAUUAUUACGAUACGAAAUAUUAGUUGUAAAUAGCGUUUACAGAUAGCCAAUCAAGUGCACGAAUCAACAAGAGAGAAAAAAAAUAAUUUCCCUUUUUUCUCUUCAAUUAAAGAAAAAAUGGAUUUUUUUUCUAAGUUUUUUUUUAUUCAAAUUUCUAUCUUGUUGGAUCGAACAGUUCGCUGGUUACCUAUUAUAAUUUUUUUUUUUCAUCAAUAAACAAAAGGGGCCAGUAAUUCUCUCGGAUCUCGCACGGAUUAACAGGCGCGUGAAUAAUAAAAAAAAAUAAAAAAUAAAAAAAAAUUCGAUUUGAAAAAUUGUAUUUUAUGAAAAGUGACAUUUUCCAUUUCAAAAUUAAUCUUUCCGUGAAAAAAAAAUAAAUAAAUUUCACGCGUCAUUACAUCUAAUUAUUCUUAAAUGUAUCGCGAAUAAUAUUCAAUAUUAUUAAUAUUGAAUUUUUAAAAAUUAAUAUAGAAAAAAACAUAAACAUAAAAAGAAAUUCUGCAUAGUUGACUAAUUUUAUGAAAUUAAUAAUUGCGUAAUUAUUUCUGAGUAAAACAAAUAAAAAUAUCAAUGAAAUAUUAAUAAAAUUUAAUUGAUAUAGAAAUGAAUUAUAUUUAAUUUCUUUUUUUUAUUAAUAAUAGAUACACCUAGAGAAAAGAUCUAUUUAUCUCAGAGGAAAAAGAAAUAAUUAUUUGUUUGAAAUCAAUUUUAUUUGAGCUAAAUAAAAUUUUAUUUGUGGUAAUUAAAAUUUUAUUUGUGUUAAAUAAAAUUAUAUUUGCCCUAAAUAAAUUUUUUUUCAGCACAAUUAAAAUGUUAUUUAGCACAAAUAAAUAUUUAUUUGUUUCAAAUCAAUUUUAUUUCUGCUAAAUAAAAUUUUAUUUGUGCUAAAUAAAAUUUUCUUUGUGCUGAAUGAAAUUUUAUUUCUGCUGAACAAAAUUUUAUUUGUGCUAAAUAAAAUUUUCUUUGUGCUGAAUAAAAUUUUCUUUGUGCUGAAUAAAAUUUGAUUUGUGCUAAAUAAAAUUUUAUUUGUACUGAAUAAAAUUUUCUUUGUGCUGAAUAAAAUUUUAUUUGUGCUAAAUAAAAAUUUCUUUCUGUUGAAUAAAAUUUUAUUUGCGCAAAAUAAUUUUUUUUUAUAUAUUAAACACAUAAAAAUUUAUUAGACUCUGAGACAAUUAAAAAUUUUUUUCUGCGGGUGUAUCUACUUAAUUAAUUAAAUAAAUUUCAAUAUUACUAAUAUUGAAUAAAUUGCGCUUCAACGAUAACAUACAUAUAGCGAUAAUAAUAUACUACGACUUAUUGUAUAAAUGAAGGCAUUAUUUUAGCUUUUUACGUUCAUUUAUUGUAAUAAGAAUUAUUGUUUAAAAAAAACUAUACUGAACACAUAUAUAGCCUAAUAAUAACGGCUAUAGGCAAAGGUCAGGUUCAUUGGCGGGUAGCAAUAAUAAUUUCCUAUAUAUCAUAGAUUCAUUUUCUUCUCAUCUUAAUAUUAUCAACUUAUUUGCGAAAGUUUAUAAAUAAUUUAUUUAUUGCGUGAGAAAAAAACGCCGUCUGUAUAUUUUUUUUUUUGGUGGGGCGAGAAAGAGAAAAAAAAAUAAUCGAGCGAGAGCAGAAAGCGGAGCGAAUAAAAAAAAAAGAGAGAAAAAUGAUAUAUUUAUUUUAAAAAAAAUAUGUCGCGCAUGUAUGUGGAUUUUUUCUAUGUUCUGUAAACGCAUAUAUAAAUAUUAAUGAAAGAAUGUCAAACGCGUAAUAUAUUGUAUAGUUCGAUGAACGACCUUCACAGAUUCGCAUUUUCAGAAUCAUAUAUUGUAUCAUAUUAUAGAAAAAUCAGAUGUACGUGCAUAUUAUGAGUAUCCGUCACUGCAUUAAAAUCGCUGAAAGCACAAUGCAUUAAAAUGCGCGUUUCUUUUAUGCCAAUCACAAUCAUAAUUGCGCGUAGACACAAUAUUACACCUUUUUUUCACCUUCGAUAAUUUUACUAUUAUCGAGAUAAUGGUUCAAUAUUUUAGAUGUUAUUAUCAUCCUCAUUAUUACUACUACCACCUCUCUCAAUGGUACUAUUAUGUUUAUUACAAUAUGUCGAUAAUUAUUAUUAUAUUAUUAUUACUAUUAUUAUAUUAUUAUUAUUUUAUUAUUAUUAUUAUUAUUAUAUUAUUAUUUUAUUAUUACUAUUAUUAUUAUUAUUGCUAUUAUUAUAUUAUUACUAUUAUUAUAAUAAUGAAUAUUAUUACUAAUGUAUUUGGCAGGGUUAUGAUAUUAAAAUUGAACGAAAAAAUGA